Oryza sativa Japonica Group (Japanese rice) is the source of this 2053-nucleotide messenger RNA. The record is from RefSeq and is a predicted model, not a curated record. NCBI's taxonomy places the organism in Eukaryota, Viridiplantae, Streptophyta, Magnoliopsida, Poales, Poaceae.
UGGAAGUUUAGUGUAAUCCAAUCCCACUUAAGACAGCAGCCUCAGUCCCAAGUCCCAACUCGUGAAUGCUGGCCUGAUCAUGAAUUAAAAAAAAAAUUGUCGCUUGCGCGCGAUGAGGUGGAGUUAUGCUGACUUUUGCUGGCCUUCAGGCUCCAUUUUUCUUCAUUCAACAUUGAGAACACAGCAAGGAGUAGCAGAGAAUGAGCGAGAUGCAGCCGCACGCCGUGUGCUUGCCGUUCCCGGCGCAGGGGCACAUCACGCCGAUGAUGAAGCUGGCCAAGAUCCUCCACUCCAGGGGCUUCCACGUCACCUUCGUCAGCACCGAGUACAACCACCGCCGCCUCGUCCGCUCCCGCGGCGCCGCCGCCGCGGCCGGAAUCCCGGGGUUCCGCUUCGCCACCAUCCCGGACGGCCUGCCGCCGUCCGACGCCGACGCCACGCAGGACCCGCCGUCGCUCAGCUACUCCACCAUGACCACCUGCCUCCCCCACUUCAGGAAGCUGCUCGCCGACCUCAACAACCGCUUGGCGCCUGACGACGACGACGCCGCGCCGCCGGUCACCUGCGUCGUGGCCGACCACCUCAUGGGCUUCAGCCUCGACGCCGCGGCGGAGCUCGGCGUGCCGUGCGCGCUCUUCUGGACGGCCAGCGCCUGCGGCUACAUGGGCUACCGCAACUUCCGCCUGCUCAUCGACAUGGGCAUCAUUCCCCUCAAAGGGGAAGAGCAGCUGACGAACGGGUUCAUGGACAUGGCGGUGGACUGGGCGCCGGGGAUGAGCAAGCACAUGCGGCUCAAGGACUUCCCCACCUUCCUCCGCACCACGGACCGCAACGACAUCCUGAUGACGUUCCAGCUGCGGCAGGUGGAGCGCGCGGAGGAGGCGGACGCCGUGGUCCUCAACACGUUCGACGAGCUGGAGCGGCCGGCGCUGGACGCCAUGCGCGCCAUCACCCCGGCCAUCUACACCGUCGGCCCGCUCGCGUUCCUCACGGAGCAGAUCCCGCCGGGCGGGCCCCUCGACGACAUCAGCCCCAGCCUCUGGAGGGAAGACGACGCCUGCCUCCGGUGGCUCGACGGGAGGAAUCCCCGGUCGGUGGUGUACGUGAACUACGGGAGCGUGACGGUGAUGAGCGGCCACGAGCUGGAGGAGUUCGCGUGGGGGCUCGCCGGCAGUGGCCACGACUUCCUCUGGAUCGUCAGGCCGGACGUCGUGACGAGGACCGCCGCCGCCACCGCCGCGGAGGCGGCGCUGCCGCGGGAGUUCACGGAGGCGACGAAGGGGAGGGGGCUCGUGGCGAGCUGGUGCGACCAGGAGGCGGUGCUGCGGCACCCGGCGGUGGGGUUGUUCCUGACGCACAGCGGGUGGAACUCGACGGUGGAGGCGCUGUCCGGCGGCGUGCCGAUGCUGUGCUGGCCGUUCUUCGCCGAGCAGCAGACCAACUGCCGGUACAAGUGCGUGGAGUGGGGCGUGGCGAUGGAGGUGGGGGACAGCGUGCGGCGGGAGGCGGUGGAGGGGAGGAUCAGGGAGGCCAUGGGAGGAGGGGAGAAGGGGAAGGAGAUGAGGAGGAGGGCGGCGGAGUGGAAGGAGGCCGCCGCUCGAGCGAGGGGACGGUCGCUCGCCAACCUUGAGAGGCUCAUCGGCGAUGUACUGCUCUCUGGUAAAAAGGACAGGGUAAUUUGAUCAUCAAAUUCAGUAGAGCGUGUACUUGAUUGGUGCAAGUAAAAGUAUUAUGCGGAUGCUAGUGUGCAACUGCAGCAUCAGAUCCAUGUACCACAAAUGCGUUGGUGAUCCAUGGCAGCUGUGCAAAUGUGACUUCUCGCCUAUUACGAAUACCUUGGUUGGGAUGAGUCUCCUCUUUAAGUAAAGUUAGAGGGACAUUGUCCCUGCCAUGUGGGACCCACAAAGGUUGGACCCAUAUGUCAGUGACCCAUGUCUCUCUGACUUUACGUCAGAGGAGCGCGAUCUCUUGGUUUGGGUAAAUGUGUAGACCUGGUAGAUGAGCUGUGGCAGCACCCGAGUUGCAAUAGCCUUUUACUUGCGUUAUUUCUACA